Cyprinodon variegatus (sheepshead minnow) is the source of this 1258-nucleotide messenger RNA. Its product is annotated as gastrula zinc finger protein XlCGF7.1-like. The record is from RefSeq and is a predicted model, not a curated record. Gene Ontology annotation, biological process: regulation of transcription by RNA polymerase II. Gene Ontology annotation, molecular function: RNA polymerase II transcription regulatory region sequence-specific DNA binding; DNA-binding transcription factor activity, RNA polymerase II-specific. The transcript has a single exon. Bases 8 to 949 code for a protein of 313 amino acids. NCBI's taxonomy places the organism in Eukaryota, Metazoa, Chordata, Actinopteri, Cyprinodontiformes, Cyprinodontidae. Gene Ontology annotation, cellular component: nucleus.
AGAAUCCAUGACGAUACAAGAUCAUAAAGAUGGCUCCAUUUCCUUAAAGACUGAAGAGGAAAACGAUGCAGAGCUCUCCAUCUCUGAGACCAAACACCUAUCAGCCUCUGUGAUGAUAAAGAAGGACAUGGAGAAUGACUGGAAGACGGUUACAGUUCCUGAGACAGAUAGAAACAUUUCUAACAAUCCGUCUGUCUCCUCUGAGUUUGCUGAACAAUAUGUUCAGAGUAGCUGCCCUCAAAAAGACAUGAAAAAUUCAGAAAUGGGGUCUUCACAGUCCCUGGAUAAUGAGAGGCCGCUCGCAAAAAAGACAAAUGUAGACUCGCAGAAUAAUGUGCAAAAGAGGGUGAACUUUACCUGUGAAGACUGUGGAAAAUGUUUUUCUAGAAAAGUCCAUUUAAAACAACACCUUAUAAUUCACACGGGACAGAAACCUUUCUGUUGUGACGUAUGCGGACGAGAUUUUAGCCUGAAAGGCAAUUUGAAGAAACACAUGAGAAUCCACACAGGACAGAAACCUUUCUGCUGUUAUCUAUGUGGACUAAAUUUUAGCCAGAAAGGACACUUAAACACACACAUAAUGAUUCACAUUGGACAGAAACCUUUCUGCUGUGAUCUAUGUGGACAAAGUUUUACCCUGAAAUCAUCUUUAAACCAACACAUGAUAGUCCACACAGGACAGAAACCUUUCUGUUGUGACAUAUGUGGACAAAGUUUUAGCCAGAAAGGACACUUAAACAGACACAUGCGGAUCCACACGGGACAGAAACCUUUCUGUUGUGAUCUAUGUGGAGAAAGUUUCAAUCAGAAAGGAACCUUAAACAGACACAUGCGAAUCCACACGGGACAGAAACCUUUCUUUUGUGAUCUGUGUGGGCAGAGAUUUAUUCAAAAAGCAAAUUUAAACAAACACCACAUGAGAAACCACACUGGAGGGGAGAAGACUUAACCAUGAAUACUGCUGUGGUUCAAAAAAAUCUAUUUCCUAUGAAAUUCCUUGUAAUAUUGAUGGAAUUUGCCUUUUUCAAUUCCGAUCUGGGCCACAUUUGUAUGUGGUUUUAAAUCCGAUACCGGUCGGAUCUGCUGUAUAAACGGCCAAAUGACCCAUAUUGGAAUUAGUAUGAUGUAACUCUAUAGGGAUGCGCGAUAUUGGGAUUUUGGCCGAUAUCCGAUAUGCCGAUAUUUUAAAACUCAUGUAGCCGAUAACCGAUACUGAUACUGAUGUUAAAGCUGGACAAAAAUAAGUAGUCAUUGAAAA